GCUUGUCCUCAGGGUUCACAGGCAUUUUGACAACCAGAACAUACUGAUUUAAUUUGCAGCUAUGUUAGGUGAAACUUUAUCAAUUGUUUUGCAUUUUUACACUUUUGUUUAUCAGAUUUUUGUUCCCUGCCCACAUCCUGAGCAGCUGCUUGUGAACUCGAUCAAUCGGCAUCAGUAUCUGGGAAAAUGGUUCUUCAAGGCGGCUGUCAGUAACAGGGAGGCAGACAUCAGCAAGUUCAAGAUGUUUGACAACAUUGUCUUCACCAUGGAGGACACAGCUAAUACAACUCUGGUCUUGACUGGAAACAUGAGGAUAGGAGAUGCCUGCAUAAAACAGAACUGGACCUAUCAUAUACAGCCUGGGAGGGAUGACCUGCUGCUACAAGGAAGGCCACAGCGCAGGAACAUGCUCUGGAACGGCACCUGGGCCAACUGCCGCGACUGCAUCAUUAUCCAGGAAGUAGAGCCACCUCUAAAACAGACCGACUCAAAGGACUCCCUCAACAGAUUCAUGUUAUAUUUGCGGCAGAAAGAUCUCGACUCUGAGGUGGUGACAACAUUUCUUAGAAAUUCAGCUUGCCUUAACCUGAAGGAGAGUGUCAGACUACCAUUUGAGAAAGCAUUUUGCAGCUAGAUGUGAGGCCCACUUACUGCCUGAACUAGCUGAUGCUCCAAGGUUGCUUCAUGCUCGGUGACCUUACCGUCAUUUCUCCCGUUUCUUACAGGAGGCUUUGGAAGAACUUGAUUGUUUGUAAUUAUGAUCAUUUGUCUUUCCUGUGCAGCAGUGAAGUGUAAUAGAUUAAACUGGCCUCUGCAACAUUGUUAUAAUGUUGUUAAACUUUGUUUGUCAAAAGACUGCAAUGAAGAACAAAGACAUCAGGAAGUCAUCCCAGACCCAGGAACUGGAGAUGCAGCUGCUGAGGGCACAAGACCCAGCAGAAAUCCACCCAUCAAAAAAAUAAUCCAGGAAAUCCAAACAAUCACAGAAAUACAUGUUCACAUAAUUUAAAGUUUGUCUGUUGAAAUAAAUAUUUUACUUUUUUCUUCUGGGCUUAUCAGAGCAGCAUUAAUGUGAUGCUGUGACCUGCAUCAUCAGAUGUAAAACGUAUAUUUCAAAACAAUAAAAGCUUCAUCAUUUGAAACACUCA
Messenger RNA from Girardinichthys multiradiatus, 1148 nucleotides. RefSeq names its product apolipoprotein M (gene apom). Gene Ontology annotation, molecular function: lipid carrier activity; phospholipid binding. Gene Ontology annotation, cellular component: low-density lipoprotein particle; high-density lipoprotein particle; very-low-density lipoprotein particle. Gene Ontology annotation, biological process: high-density lipoprotein particle assembly; high-density lipoprotein particle clearance; cholesterol efflux. The transcript is spliced from 6 exons. The record is from RefSeq and is a predicted model, not a curated record. The coding region runs from base 62 to 634 and encodes 190 amino acids. NCBI's taxonomy places the organism in Eukaryota, Metazoa, Chordata, Actinopteri, Cyprinodontiformes, Goodeidae.